AUGAGUGCAGAGUCUACCGGACCCAGGAAGCCACUCAUGGUGGCCGUUAUCGAGAAUGACAUCGAGAAACUCAAGGAGGCGUUGGCCGCAACCCCUCCCCCAACCACUGAAGAGUUGGGCAUUGCUGCAUAUUCAAUAGCCAACUCCGCCAACGAGAAACACCUUCUUGCGAUCAAGUUGAUUUUGGAUCGCGAUGCAUCCCUCUGCGGUUCUUUGGUUGGGCCGGCUUGCAGGAACAAGGACACCGAGCUUUUCCAGUUGAUGUACGACAAUGGCUGGGGAGAAGAUCAGAUCAAUGCUUCCUUCAGCAGACCUUACGAGCAUCUGUUGAGCGUGGUCCGCUCCGUCAAGGCGCUGCAGUGGUUGCUCGACCACGGGCUGGAUCCCAACUUGCCUGCUGAACGUGGAAUGAGCGGCUGCAUUGGGGAUCUGACACCCCUCAACGCCGUUGCAAAGGCGCUCGGGAGCUAUGCCGACAUAGCCAUAGAAGCGAUGGAGCUUCUCGUCUCUCGGGGGGCGGUGCUCGACUACAAUGUCCUGAAGACUGCCCUUGUCAGGGGCCGCAGGGAAGCCUGUUUCGAUGGCGACGUUCCGCGCUGGAUUCUACAGCAUGCCACGGACUUCGACAUCAACACGCCGUCUCGCAAGGGUUAUCCUUUGCUCCACGCGGCCAUCCUUAACCAGCGUCAACAACUGGUCGCAUGGCUACUGGAGAACGGCGCAGACCCCUCGAUUCGUGUGAAGCACAAAGGACGGUGGAAGAAUGCCGUCAAAAUUGCCGAGGAGGUUUGCAAUGUGCUGAUCUUGGAUCUAGUCAUAGCGGCUGCGAAGGCACAGUAG
Molecule: messenger RNA, 840 nt
Organism: Colletotrichum karsti
Lineage: Eukaryota; Fungi; Ascomycota; Sordariomycetes; Glomerellales; Glomerellaceae
Exons: 2
Coding region: 1-840 (279 amino acids)
Molecular function (GO): protein binding
Source: RefSeq, a predicted model, not a curated record